Closterium sp. NIES-65 is the source of this 690-nucleotide messenger RNA. The record is from the annotation of a GenBank genome assembly. Lineage: Eukaryota; Viridiplantae; Streptophyta; Zygnematophyceae; Desmidiales; Closteriaceae.
AUGUUUGGACUUCUCCACUCCGUAGCCAUGGCUCGUAAGCCUCCGCGCGACGUCCCAACGCGCGGCCGCCGAGACGCCAACCGCGUUGGAUCUUCUCGCAGCGUCAUCAACAACGAGUUCGAUGACAACGCCGAUGAUAGCGACUACCAUGAGCCCGCCGAAGGCACCGACAACGAGGCGGACUCGGGUGAGGAGGAGGGCAAGGGGAUGUCCGACUUCGACGACAAGGAUGACACUGAUGACGCUGCGGAUGACGACAAGGAUGCACCCGAGGAGGUCCAGCCCAAAGCACCGACAUCUCGCCGCGGACGUUUGAAGUCCUCCUCCAACGGCAAGACCGCAGCGAAGGGUGGCGACCCUACACGGCCCGCCCCAAAUACCCGAACCCAUGUGCCGAAGAAGUGCACUAUCUGGUUGAACCUGGAGAACACCAUCCUGGUGGCCGCGCGCUGGUUCAUGAAGGACGAGCUCGAACCGCUCGUCGGUAAGCAAGGCUCCCAAUAUUGGGCCCGCCUUGUCAACCACAUCGAGAAGGAGAACCCGGGGUGGGUGCGCGGCUCCAAUGCGGUGCAGAAGCAUUGGUGCAAUCUUGUCUACAUCUACAAGCAGCUCAAGAAAGGCGAGAGGGCGUUGGGGAAGGGCACGGUGUGCAAGCCGCCAUGGUGGCCGUUGUUGAACAAGAAUGAAUGA